Molecule: messenger RNA, 959 nt
Organism: Tilletiaria anomala UBC 951
Lineage: Eukaryota; Fungi; Basidiomycota; Exobasidiomycetes; Georgefischeriales; Tilletiariaceae
Product: glutathione S-transferase
Exons: 4
Coding region: 1-885 (294 amino acids)
Cellular component (GO): cytoplasm
Source: RefSeq, a predicted model, not a curated record
AUGUCUACGGGGAAUCCAAACGAUACAAGCAAGCCAGCGGGAAGCAAGGGAGCUCACUAUCACCGAGAAUGCACCGGUGCAGCGCUCGAAACGGCUGAACGGCACGCCAAAUCCAUCAACACACCGCAGGAUGAUGGCAUCUGCAUUUUCGGUGCGGCCUUUUGUCCUUUUGUCCAGCGCGCUUGGAUCGUGCUUGAAAUGCUAGGUGUCGAAUACCAGUACAGGGAAGUCGACCCGUAUCAGAAGCCUUCGGACCUGCUUGCCUUGAACCCGAAAGGGCUGGUUCCAUCGCUCAAGCUCAGCUGCGGGGAUAAGCCAGGUGAGGUCAUGGGUCUGGGGGAGUCGACGGUUAUUGUCGAAUACCUACUUGAGCGCUUCCAACCGCCACCGUCGGGGACGACACUUCUUCCCCCGUUAUCUGAGCCGUACGCCCGUGCGGUGCAACGUCUAGCUGUCUUCCGCGGUAACCAGUCCGUCGUUCCGGCCUUCUACCGGUUUCUGCAGUCGCAGCCUGAUUCGGAUCCAGAGCACCAUAUCAAGCGGGAAGAGUACAUCAAGACAUUGACGAAUUUUACGCAGAGCAUGCAUCCCGAAGGUCCAUUUUGGGCUGGGAAGCAAAUCUCAGUGGUUGACUGCAACUUGUUCCCUUGGAUCUUCAGAACGACCAAUGUGCUCAGGCAUUUCAGAGGGUUACAAUUGCAAGACUGGGGGGCCAAAGAGGGACGCAUGGCGCAGUGGCUUGAGGCAAUGAUGAAAUUACCGGCAGUUGCCGGCACGUGCUCGACCGAGGAGCUCUACUUGGACUCUUAUGCGCGCUAUGCUGAGAACAGAAAGGGAACAAGUCAGGUAGCUGAUGCCACCAAUACCGGUCGAUCAUUACCAUGAGAAUAGCUCUUUCACAGAAUACAGCGAUUGCUUGCUACCUAGUGUAAAGAGGCGCUCGCAAUGUAGGUGACACG